This is a messenger RNA of Porites lobata, 5286 nucleotides long. The record is from the annotation of a GenBank genome assembly. NCBI's taxonomy places the organism in Eukaryota, Metazoa, Cnidaria, Anthozoa, Scleractinia, Poritidae.
AGAAAAACACGCAGGGGAUUAUAAAUGCAAAGGAAUGAACAACAUUACUGGAUGGUCGAGUGAAAACACUGGGAUAAUUGAAAUGCGUUAUCGUUGUAAGUGAUCUGAUUUUUUAAAUAAAGCCACUAAUAAACCGGGGUGAGUAAAACUCUUACGUAGACCCGUUUUUUCAAUCAGGGCCGGGUUGUUCAAAACCACCGGGUUAGAGCAAAAUUUGUUUUUAGAUGUUAAAGCUUAGAAAGCAAAGUCAGUUUUAUUGAUUCUUUUUUUUUUCUACAAUUUGAUGAAUGGAUGCUCUAAAAACUAGACAAAACCUUAUCUGUGAAAGUGCUUUUAAACAGAAGAAAUAUCAGCCGUUGCCGCUAAUCGGCCCUCGAACAACUAGAUCCAGGUUUAUAAACGGGUACCAGAAACAUAAAGUUGGGGUUGUCCUGUUGCAAUGAAUAGACAUCCCAUCCACAUGGAAUUAAAUACUGCGUGCUUCAUGUUUUAAAAACCAGCUUCUGACCUCCACUAACACGAGACAUCCAAAGUGAAAUGAUUAUAAAAGAUAAACCAGUCGGUCACCGGAGGCAGAUGUAUCUUAGCUACAUCAAUGAUAUACUUGCCAAAUACUAUUACGUGUUCUAGGUAAGAGCGAUUGUCCGGCCAGAUACGAAAAACCACUAAACAAAACUACCCUUAGAAAGUGGACAAAAAAUGUUUGGAAACUAUUCCCCUAGGAAUGCAGUGACACAAAGCCCGAGGAAAGGGAUCAAACAAAAAGUAGAACACGGAAUACCUUGUUAAAUAGAAGACUCCAAAAAAGCAGUAGACCUGCACCGUUCUAAGGGACUGUGCAAUAAAUACCUGGAGGGGGGUUCGAAAAUUAGAAGGGGGGGCAUAGGAAAAUAUGACAACAAGAGAGAGGGGGUUGUAAAAUUUAAUACACAGGGGGGGGGGCAUUACUUUUUCAUUCCUUUUUGCAAACUGGAAAAGUAGUGGAAGAGUUAUUAGAGUUCAAAUAUCAAUGCUAACAUUGGAAUAAAACUGACAAAUUUAUCAGCUCUAAGGAGUUCCGAUCUAUGAACUGUUCUUUUUCCUGUCAUGCAGUAGAAAAGAAAUGCCUCUGUUAUACAUAUUAAAACAGUGCUACUUUAUUUACACUAGGAUUUAAUAAAACAAGAAACUUUAAUUAAAAGUUGCAAAAGAAGCACUAUACUGUCAUGAUUCAAUGAACAAGAAACAUGCUAAUGGUAGUACACAUGGCAUCAUAAUUUAGCAGAAUGAAAAACCCAACCGUUGAAAUUUUAAUAGCAAUACAAAUUUAAAGUAUGGUAAAUAAAACAUGUAAAAGAUGUAAAAGCGCUUACCAUCAAGCUGCUGAAAAUGUAUCUAAAGCAAAAAGAUUUUAAUAUAAGAUAAGUGGAAGCAAGGAUGAGUUGAUUGAUCGAGUUCUCACCCACGCACGCGGGAACCUUAGUGCCGGAGAUGCUGUAGAAGAUGAGCAAUCUCCCAAUUCAUGCGAAGACGACACAAGUUCAGAGUUCAGUGAUUCUGAUGACUCUUCAACAUACGUCGAAGAGUCAUUUGAAGUGAUGUUUGUACCGGAGGACGAAAUCCAACAAGUAAACUAGGUAUGAGGGAAACAGUGGGAGGAGACUUUUAUCAAGGGGGGUUAGCCUUAAUAUUAUCGUUAUGUGGGGGGGGGUUGAAAUUAAUUGUUGCUUAAUGAGACGGGGGGCAUGACUUAGUUUUGGGGCAUAUUUCCCCCAUUUCCCAACCCCCUCCCCCUCCAGGUAAUUAUUGCACCGUCCCUAAUUUGUAAACAGUUCUCUCUUGAAAGAAUUCGCAGUUUGUCUCGUUCGCGAGGACAAACGAGAGGUUAUUCAUAGCGAGCCGUCAGGUUGGUAUGAAAAUUUAUACAUGCGCAUUAGAACCCAAUUCCAACUUUAAGGCCACCCAAGUGAAAAAAGAGAAAUAUUCAUUCCUCCACUAACUAAAUUGUUAAGGCUCUGCCCAAGUAAUUAGUGUCUGGCCUUAAAACGAAUUUCCGCUUUUGAUUGCUCCUCAUUUCCCCACAAAUAAGUCAGUUAGCCGCACUGGAUAAGUUAAAUAGUCGGUAAAUUAUAUUCUGCGGAUCAAUUUGUCAGUCUACUGAUGGUCACUCAGUCGGUAAGUGAGUUAGUCAGUCAAUUAAUCGUCCAAUCAGAGGACAGGAAUUACUUCUUAAUUAAAAAAAAAAUAGAAAAAAUCCUCAGUCUUUACUACAGGUGUCUGAUUGCCGUUAUAACGUUUUCAUAGUUUACCUAAGGAUUUUAUAUUCCCUUCAAGAUUUGCCGGGCAAGAGUAGACAUGCCCACUGCUUGACGGUCUGCGAAAAACUCGUUCGCAUCAUGGAACUCAGCCAAGAAUUAGGGGAAAACGUGACUUCAAGUUACCAUGGUAGCAAAAUUUCUGGAGCUUAAAAAUCUUUCUUAAGGAAGACGUUCAUUUGCAUUGUCGAACGAUAGAGGAAAAGUAUGGGCUACCGUUUUGUUCCUGAGUGCAAUCAUGCACCGGAAAUUCAUACAUGUUAAUUUUUUCGUUUUUUUCUGCUAUAUUAGCAGGACCGGGACCGUUUGUUGUGAUCCAGAAAUGUUGCUAGCAUGGCAGCGUUACGUAACGACUUCUCCUCUCUAUUGGCAAUGUUUUGAAGACAUUCUUGGUGGCGGAGUGUCGAGUGUCGUCUGCACUUACGGACUAGCCACUAAGCGAUACUGAACGCAACGUUUCAAUGACAAGUUCCUAGUUCUCAUUGGGUUCCCAGUCAUAAGCAGGUGACAUAUGUGGGAUGGCGGCGUUCAGAGUUGGUGUUUGGGCACUGUGCCUGAGCACGGUAGUGUCGGGGCAGUAACGUGAUUACGGUCUUUGUUCAUAUACCCACGCUAAGAAUUCGGCCAGGGUGCCAGUGCCCACGGCGUACGAGGUUGUGACCUAGUUCUCGGGAACUAACGGGCACCGGGUCCACAUCUUUUCUUUCGCUCUGAGACAAUGUACUGUUUUGAAUCGUCAGCCACACUCUUUUUCCAAUGAUGUCUGACAGGGCGAAACUGAGCAAAUAUGUACACAAUGAUAUAGGGUACCCAAGGUUUUGGGCCGGUAGCUUAGCACAGUCUAGUUCUCGGUACCGGGUGUGAACAUCCCCUUUUUCAUUGAACUUAAUAAUUAACCGGAUAUAAAAUUUAUUGCUGAAAUAUCUGAGCCAAAAAAAGGUUUUCUAGAAACGAAUAUCCUAGGAGAGGAGGAAAAUAGAAAAAAGAAUUAAUCCUAAAUGUGCGUACUCACUUCAAAUCAAACCAACAAACACUUUACCAUACGUGCAUUUCUCUUCAUACCACCCUCCAGGAUGGAGGAAAGAAUUUACAUAUGGCAAUGUUCCACAGUUACUAAGAACAAACUCCGCUGAGAAAACAUUUGAAAAGUAUAUAAACAAUCCAAUCAAAAUUUAAAGUGAUGUUUUAUCCCAAUGCGAGUCGUGUACCAUAUACAAUCUAUCAUUGAUGAUUUUUGCCCUUCUCUCUUUCCAGAUUGCGUCCUCCCUCUCCCCUAUUUUGAAGGUUUUUACUUCAUCCUCCCUCUUAUUAUUUGGUCGUUCCUUCUCCUUCAACAUAACAUUUAAAGUCACGCCCAGCGGAUUUAAACUAAAUAAAUAUUACAAUUAUAACAAAACGGGUCCUCAAUUAUGUUCAAAUUAUUGCUUUAUAGCUUUGGAAAAAAAAGUUGAGCGCGUAAAUAGGUUAGGGUUACUCUGUUAAACUAUUGAAAGACACGGCUGUUUAUACUGGGACGCAGUCAUUUAGGCAUGAACUGUGAAAUAACCGCGCAGAAUCGUCAACCUCCCUUUCAGACGAUAACAGUAACGCCGAACGACUCUAAAGUGACUCUAAAAUGCUGGAUUAGGUGAAGGUGAGGGUGAAGGUCUAUACUUACUACAAAACUAUUCGACCGAUGUAAAUCAGUCACGUGGAUGUUUUUUUUUAAUAUAAAAUACCCUAGUGAGCAUUUUCUCCUUUUUCCUCUUUUGUAAUUCAUGGUUUAUAUAAAAACAUCAUGAUGGAUAAUUUUUGGUCUUCUUUUUACAUGUAUUAUGAAUGAUCCUUGAAGACCUCGUAGGUUGCUGACGGAGAUUUAAUUGCAUGGUAACGUCAGCCCUUACGGUUAGAGUAAUAUCAUAAAGCGGUUGAAAUUUCAUCCGGCUUAAUCACCUUCAACGUUAACAAACGCACUUUUGAGUCCCUAAUUUAAAAUUAACAUAUGAACUGCAGUAAAGCACUAACGAGUUUGUUUUAGGAAAGUGUCACUUAAAAAAGAGAGAUCACUGUAUCUUAAAACUAACUGAGUAGAUGACUUAUCAGCUUGGAGAGUAAGACGAAAAAUUUCUUUUCAGUUCCAGUUCAGAGAGUAUUUAAGACAAGUUCUCCAGUGGAUUUCUAUCCUAAUACGACGGAAAUGGAACUUAAUUGUACCUUUAAGGGAUUGCCUCGUCCUCGUGUUGCUUGGUACAAACCAGGUAGUAAACUAAUCAUCAACGGAUCUGAAAGCUUUUAUCUCUACGAGCAGCUGUUUGGAGAGGACACCUUAUCUUCUGUUCUUCGAAAUCCUAAUAUCCAAGAAAAACACGCAGGGGAUUAUAAAUGCACAGGAAUGAACAACAUUACUGGAUGGUCGAGUGAAAACACUGGGAUAAUUGAAAUGCGUUAUCGUUGUAAGUGAUCUGAUUUUUUUAAAUAAAGCCACUAAUAAACCGGGGUGAGUAAAACUCUUACGUAGACCCCUUUUUUCAAUCAGGGCUGGGUUGUUUAAAACCACCGGGUUAGAGCAAAAUUUGAUUUCAGAUGUUAAAGCUUAGAAAUCAAAGUCAGUUUUAUUAAUUCCUUUUUUUUCUACAAUUUGAUGAAUGGAUGCUCUAAAAACUAGACAAAACCUUAUCUGUGAAAGUGCUUUUAAACAGAAGAAAUAUCAGCCGUUGCCGCUAAUCGGCCCUCGAACAACUAGAUCCAGGUUCAUAAAUGGGUACCAGAAACAUAAAGUUGGGUUGUCCUGUUGCAAUGAAUAGACAUCCCAUCCAGAUGGAAUUAAAUACUGGGUGCUCCAUGUUUUAAAAACCAGCUUCUGACCUCCACUAACACGAGACAUCCAGAGUGAAAUGAUUAUAAAAGAUAAACCAGUCGGUCACCGGAGGCAGAUGUAUCUUAGCUACAUCAAUGAUAUACUUGCCAAAUACUAUUACGUGUUCUAGGCAAGAGCGAUUGUCCGGCCAGAUAA